AUGGAAUCUGCCUGCAUGGAGGACUACGAAAGCCUAGGUCUUAUAGGCCAGGGAGGCUUUGGUAAGGUUUAUAAGGUCAGGAGCCUCAAGACAAAUGAGAUCUUUGCUUGUAAGGAAAUCGACUAUGGCUGUCUCUCCGACAAGUACAAAGAGAUUCAAGAUAACGAGCUCAAGCUCCUAAUUUCUCUGAAACACCCUAACAUUGUUCAUUUUACAAACGUUUACAAAGAUCCCGUCAACGAAGUGUAUUACAUGUUGAUGGAAUUUUGCGACAAAGGAGACCUUUCGGAUCUCAUAAAGCACUAUAGACGGGCGAGAAAGGAUAUUCCAGAGUCCACUAUAUGGAUCUUUGCCUAUCAGCUCCUCAAUGCUCUUGAAUACUGUCAUAGCCCGUUCAAGGAGAACUGCCCGAAUAUGGGGCGAGUCGUACACAGAGACAUUAAACCAGAGAAUAUUCUUCGGGCGGGCGAGGUCACUGUCAAGUUCGCUGACUUUGGUAUAUGCAGAACAAUAGGAGAUGGAAUAAUGGCGACUACAAAUGUGGGAACAACAUGCUAUAUGGCUCCAGAACUUCUCAAGGGCCAGGAGUACAACGAGAAAAUAGACAUAUGGGCGCUGGGAUGUGCACUGUAUGAGCUGUGCACCAAGCAGAGGAUGUUUGUUGGAAAGGGAACAGACGUUGUUCUAAAACAGAUAGAUGAGCUCCCUCGCCCUUUGCACCUAGACAACUACUCCCAAGAGCUGUGUCUUUUCAUCGAUAUGAUGCUCACCGUAGAUUUUUCCAAGAGACCAGCGGCAAACGAACUACUCCGUUACCCGAAGAUUCAAGAAACUGGAGAACAAUAUAAUAGUGGAAAGGUAGACCUCCUUAAAACGCCAGCUCCAGUGGCGCCAAGUGUGCAGGAUGUCUUUGGUACCAAUGUCGAUGUCACAGGAAAAUCAAUACUUGCCCGAGACCGGCAUGCAGCCAUCCAUGCUGUAGAAAGCGUCGAAAUUAUGCCUUCAAGCGAUCUGUUGUCUACUCAGGGUCAAAACGAUUCAGUCGGUAUCGGAGCAGCACCAACUAAGAGUAUAGCAUCUGCAAUGCGAACUAAAGAAGAGCUUCUAAACCCUGUCAGAUCUCUACCAGUUAUUCAAGAUGUCCAGAUAUCCAUCUCAAGAGAUAAGUAUGGUAAUACACCUCUCAUGCUCGCUGCAGCAAGUGGUAACUUAGCUAGUGUGUUGCAGUACAUGGACUCCCAAGUAGGCCUGCAAAAUCAAGAUUGUAAGACGGCCCUGAUGAUGGCGGCUGAGAAUAAUCACCUGCAGAUAGUACGCUUUCUCUUGGAAGCAGAGGCUGGUAAGACAACCGAUGUUGGAGAUACCGCCUUGAUCAUCGCCGCAACACAGGGCCAUACGUCUAUUGUUGAGCUCCUUGUUGAAUACGAAGCAGGGUUAGCCACCAACGCGGGCUGGACAGCGCUUAUGAAAGCAGCUACUGGGGAUCACCAUCGUGUGGCAAGACUCCUUAAGCUAAGAGAGAUGAAGAAGCAAACGGGAAAUGGACUUACCGCCCUUAUGAUUGCAGCGGCUAUGAAUAGCGAAGGAGUUCUCCAAGAGCUUAUUGAAGAGGAAUAUGGAAUGCAAGACAGUGAAGGAAAGACGGCUCUGAUCUUUGCUACCAUCAAUGGCCACCUACAGCUUGUCAAGUGGCUUGCCCCUUAUGAAUAUUCCAUACGGGACAACAAGAAACAAUCGGCUUUAGACUAUGCACGAGCAAGUAAGGAUAUAGAUGUUCAAGAUUUUCUGACGAUGUAUGACGCUAUAGCUCUCCGAGGAUCUGUGAAGGGUCGGAGAAAAAAGCCGAACAUUUUCGGACAUAAAGUAGCAGCAACCAAGGACUAA
Giardia duodenalis is the source of this 1884-nucleotide messenger RNA. RefSeq names its product Kinase, NEK. The coding region runs from base 1 to 1884 and encodes 627 amino acids. Gene Ontology annotation, molecular function: protein binding; protein kinase activity; ATP binding. Gene Ontology annotation, biological process: protein phosphorylation. The record is from RefSeq and is a predicted model, not a curated record. The transcript has a single exon. Lineage: Eukaryota; Fornicata; Diplomonadida; Hexamitidae.